AUGGAGCAUCUGUACCAAAACGCGUCGCGCAGCGUCACUGCUCUCCAAAGCUCGACAGGGACGAUGUGGUUCACCGGCGUGGCCAUUGCUUCUGUUUACGGUGUAAUCAGCGUCUUGGGGCUAAUCGGCAACAUCACGCUCAUCAAGACUUUUUGCUCUGCCAAAUCCAUCCGCAAUGUGCCGAAUCUCUUCAUGUCAAGUCUUGCGCUAGGGGAUGUUUUACUGCUGGUGACCUGCGCUCCGGUGGAUGCCAGCCGCUACCUGUCAGAGGAGUGGCUGUUCGGGAGAGUGGGAUGUAAAGUCAUCCCCUUCAUUCAGCUCACCUCGGUUGGGGUGUCUGUGUUCACUCUCACAGCCCUCUCUGCUGACAGGUAUAGGGCCAUCGUGAAGCCCCUGGAUAUCCAAACAUCGAGCACCACUACCAGCAUUGUCCUGCGGGCGGCGCUCAUCUGGCUCGUCUCCUUGGUCCUGGCUAUUCCUGAGGCCGUCUUCUCUGACCUCCACACUUUCAACGUUACCUCCACUAAUGAGACCUUUGUCACCUGCGCCCCUUAUCCCCAUGCUGGGGAACUGCACCCUAAGAUUCACUCCAUGGCGUCCUUCCUAAUUUUCUACGUCAUUCCCCUGCUGGUCAUAUCCAUGUACUACACCUUCAUUGCCCGGAGCCUGUUGAGGAGUGCCUCAAACCUGCCUGUGGAGGGCAACAUACAUGCAAGACAACAGGUUGAAUCAAGAAAGCGCUUGGCCAAGACAGUGCUGGUGUUUGUUGGUCUCUUUGCAGUAUGCUGGCUUCCUAGUCACAUCAUCUACUUAUACCGCUCUUAUCACUACUACCAGGUGGACACUUCCCUGGUUCACUUUCUGUGCAGCGUUGUAGCUCGUAUCCUGGCCUUCACUAACUCCUGUCUCAACCCCUUUGCCCUUUACCUGCUGAGCAAGACCUUCCAGAAGCAGUUCAACCAGCAGCUGUGUUGCUGCUGUCGUAUGAUCUUUAAACGCUCCUCACAGAGCCCGUCACAUUAUAACACACGGGUGACCUCUGUCCGCAGCACACAUCACUCAAUGGCGAGUCUAAGUAUGAUCAAUGGCAGAAGGCUCUAUCAGGAGGAUUGUGUGUAA
Molecule: messenger RNA, 1119 nt
Organism: Morone saxatilis (striped sea-bass)
Lineage: Eukaryota; Metazoa; Chordata; Actinopteri; Moronidae
Gene: grpr
Product: gastrin-releasing peptide receptor
Exons: 4
Coding region: 1-1119 (372 amino acids)
Biological process (GO): G protein-coupled receptor signaling pathway
Cellular component (GO): membrane
Molecular function (GO): G protein-coupled peptide receptor activity
Source: RefSeq, a predicted model, not a curated record